Amoebophrya sp. A25 is the source of this 1563-nucleotide messenger RNA. NCBI's taxonomy places the organism in Eukaryota, Dinophyceae, Syndiniales, Amoebophryaceae. The record is from the annotation of a GenBank genome assembly.
CUUGAGGGUUGGCUUCAGGACGCAGGACAGCAGUUGGCUGUGGUAAAGGAUCGGAAUGCCUUUGAGAGGGAGAAGAAAAAAUGCAUGUCCCCAGUUGAUUUUGAGUUCGUCACAGUGGGGAAAUUCGGCAACCUUCUUCAACUCCUAAACCUAGAGGACACAAGGAGUUCAGCUGCAGCUGUAUUAGGAACGCAGAGACCUGGAGGAGAUUCUGGUGGUGGUCGAGAUUUUCCAGGGGGAGGCUUACCCGUUUCUGCAGUUUUAUAUGCGUUGACUUGUCGAGCUUACCGACCAGUAGCGCAGGUAACUCGUGGACCGCCAUGGCUGAUGCGCUUACUGCUUCUUGGCUACAUGUCCAUGUUUUUUUGCGGUUGUUGUGUAAGGAAAUUGCAGUACGGCGUGUGGUUUGGCGACAGUGGAAUGGAGAUAUUGAUGUUAUGGUGGCAGAAAGAAAGAACUACUGUGGACCACGGGAGCUCAUCCUUACACUGCUUUAAUCAUUGGCGUCGGUCGCUACCUGGUAAUAUCCACGCACACCUGGCUGAUUACGCUGUAUGCCUGCUACCCAGUACUCGAGAUGUACAGGCGAUUACGACUGGCCGAGAUGUUAUUGGCUGUGUUCGGAGACGCACGGGCACUGGCGAACUUGGAACAGAAGUAUAAAAAAGUAGACGUUAAUAUUGGUGUCGGAGGAGGAGCAGGAAGUCGUAUACGACAAGAAGGAGAACAAGGAGGACCUGCCUCUAGGGGUCAAGGUACAACAAGCGAUGCUGGAACUACUUCUACUGGUACUAGUGGAACUACAGUCUCAGGACUGAGUAAGACUUCUGCAACUUCUGAUGGCAGAAGUACAAUCGACGAUGUCAAGAUUGAGCCUAGGCGUAGAUCCAAGAUCAAGCAGGUUGUGAGCGAAGUGAAUGCAAGUGCGGACAAAGCAGAUGGAGAGAUGAUCAUUGGGUCGCAGGUGGUGGAACGGCAUCUCUCGUUGACCGCGUCGCAGACCCCUGGUGUUGUAGUAAGUACGACAGCACUACGUGCGGUAGGCCGGUUUAAGAAAGGUCAGAGUCGAGCAAAGGCGAUAGAAACAGGUGAGGGGACUACUCGUGUGGGCCUUUCGGGUGAAGCUCAGAGCGAGGCUCAGAGCGAGGCUCCAGGCGGCGAGAAUAGGACUCUUAGUAGUACUGCUGAGCCAGCGUCAAAGGUGAUGAACCAUCAUCAAAGUAGAGAAACUGACUAUACGGUGAAAGUCGAUGCUAGGACUGAAGAAUUACACAAAGACGAGGAGAUCCGAGGACGUCAUAUUGCUCAAUCGUCCAAACCUCCUCCACCGACUCCUCUUCCUCCGCUGUCUGACUACGAGUUUGUAGCCUUGCACCAAAUCGGCCUGUCCACCGUGUCUGACCUCGUGGCCUUCCACGCAGUUUUGAGGGUUGCCGGUAGCGGGACAUUUUUCCUCAAUUUCGGAACGCGCUACUCCUCAGCUUUUGCGGUGAAUUAUGAAGAAGAAGAAGUAGUUUCGUUUACUUACAUUUACUAGAAGAGAUCACUAGAAGUACAAGCAAG